Trichechus manatus latirostris (Florida manatee) is the source of this 3662-nucleotide messenger RNA. RefSeq names its product purinergic receptor P2Y13 (gene P2RY13). Gene Ontology annotation, molecular function: G protein-coupled purinergic nucleotide receptor activity. NCBI's taxonomy places the organism in Eukaryota, Metazoa, Chordata, Mammalia, Sirenia, Trichechidae. The record is from RefSeq and is a predicted model, not a curated record. Gene Ontology annotation, cellular component: membrane. Gene Ontology annotation, biological process: negative regulation of adenylate cyclase activity; G protein-coupled receptor signaling pathway. Bases 237 to 1235 code for a protein of 332 amino acids. The transcript has 2 exons.
UAACAAUACAUAAAUUUGAACUCAAAGAGCUUCUUUAUCAGGAAAUCCCCCAAAUUUUGAAUAUGAAGACGUUCAAAUGGAUCACAUUACACGCUUGAAAAUGAGGAAGGAAAUCCACUGUAAAAAAGCAGAACAAUGACAGUUGGCUUCAAACGCUCUUGGGUUGAACUAAUGAAUGCUGCAAUCAGAGGACACAGAGCUGAGUCUCCUUCCAAACAAAGCUGACACUAGAAACAAUGAACACCACAACAGAGAAGGACCUCAACGGAUCUGAGCGGUGCCCCAGAGACACGCGGAUAACACAGCUGGUGUUCCCAGCCCUCUACACUGGUGUAUUCUUCAUGGGCAUCCUGCUGAACGCUCUGGCCCUGUGGGUGUUCAUUCACACGCCCAGCUCCUCCUCCUUCAUCGUCUACCUCAAAAACACUCUGAUGGCUGACUUGAUAAUGGCACUCAUGCUUCCAUUCAAAAUCCUCUCCGACUCGUACCCUGGACUCUGGCAACUCAGAGCUUUCGUUUGUCGCUUCUCAGCCGUUGUCUUCUAUGACACCAUGUACGUGAGCAUCACACUGCUUGGCCUCAUCGCCUUUGACAGAUUCUUCAAGAUUGUCAGACCUACUGGAAAGUUUUUCGUACAGAAACCGAUUUUUGCAAAAGUGGUCUCAGCCCUCAUCUGGCUCCUUUUGUUCCUGAUCUCCUUGCCAAACACGUUCUUAAGUAACAAGAAGGCAACACCGUUAUCAGUGAAGAAGUGUGCUGCUUUGAAGAGUCCUCUGGGGCUGACGUGGCAUCAAGUGGCGAAUUACAUAUCCCAGUUUAUUUUCUGGACUGUUUUCGUUCUCAUGCUUCUGUUCUAUGCGGUGAUUACAAAAAAAGUAUAUGAUUCUUAUAGAAAAUCCAAAAGUAAGGACAGCAGAAGCAACAAAAAGCUAAAAGGUAAAGUGUUUAUUGUGGUGGCUGUGUUCGUCGUGUGUUUUGUCCCGUUUCAUUUUGCCAAGCUUCCAUAUGUUCACAGUCAAACCAACAAUAAGACUGACUGUAAACUGCAAAAUCAACUGUUCAUCGCAAAAGAAACAACUCUCUUUUUGGCAACAACUAACAUUUGUAUGGUUCCCUUAAUAUACAUAUUCUUAUGUAAAAAAUUCACAGAAAGACUACCAUGUAUGAGGAGAAGGGCCACAGUGGCCAGCCAAGAAAGUCACAGUAAUCAGACAUAUAAUAUAAUCCUAAGCUGACAACUUUAUACAUGGUUAACUUCUACUGACUGGGGAGGCUUCAAGAACAUAACUUACUUGCAAAUCAAAUCUCAAUGAUAAAAGGAAAAACAAUCGGAACAAAUGCUUUCUUGCACGUUAUUAUCCUGGCGUACAAAAAGAAUGAUACAGAUUUUUAAAAAAUAAUAUUUUAUUCAGUUGCUGGUGAAAGUUACCCCAGCCAGUUGGCUUCCCAAUCGACUACUUACACACCAAUUGUUCAGUGACAUUAGUUACAUUUACCACAAUGUGUGAACAUUCUCUUUGUGUUCUGUUUCCAGUACUCUAGUUUCCCUGCCCCCUUAUCUUCUCAUCUUGGCUUUUAAGUAAUUGUUGACCUUUGGAUCUCAUACAGAUGGUUUUUAAGUAGAGCACAGAUCUUACGGGUAAUGUCCUUUAUUCUGUGUGCCACUCUGCUAUUCUGCUAAAAGGUGAUCUCAGGGGAUAGGCUAAGUUCUGCGUUUAAAGAGUGUCUCAGGGAGAUAGUCUCAGGGAGUCGUCUGUUCUCUACUGUUCCAGUUUGUCUAGUUGUUUUUUUUUUUAAUAUAAUAAUUAGAAUUUGUUCCAUAUUUUUCGCCUAAACUAUCCAGCACCAACUUUUGUGACCUCGGUCAGAGUGGUCAGUGGUGGUAGCCAGGCACCAUCUUCUUCUGGUCUCAGCGUAGAUGAGGUUGUGGCUCGUGUAGACUUGUUUCUUCUCUGAGCUUUCGGCUACCUUCUUACCGUUUUGCUCCUGGCAAGUAGAAACCAAUAGUUGUAUCUUAGAUGGCCGCUCCCAAGCUUUUAAGACCCCAGAUGCUACUCACUUCACUAGGAAGCAGAUCAUGAUUUUCUUGAACUAUGUUAUGCCGAUUGACUGAGUUGUCUGAUGAGAGUAUGGUCUAAAGCUUUCAAACGCAGAAAACCAAUCCUGGAAGGUGUUUGGUUAUGUCUGAAGAGUAUUUGUAUUUGUGUCUUCAAUGAAUAUAUGUGCCUGCACCCACAUGUUUGUGUUUAUACGAACCUAUAGAUACUUCAGCCUGUUCCCACCUAUAUACACAUCUGUACCGACUCAUAUACAAAUAUGCCUGUACCUAUCCAUACGUGCACCAACACUUGAUUUAAUUAGAUAUUCUUAAGUGAAAUGAGUUACCAUUAAGAGACUGCAAUGGAAAGUAAACAGCCACUAGAGGUCAUCUUUACAAGAGCAUUGGCUUCCAAUUUGGAAAAGAUAUGGUAUGGGGAAAUGUAUGUCCCUAAACACCUCACAGUCUCUGCGUGGUGCAAACAGUUAAUCUGCUCAGCUGCUAACCAAAAAGUUGGAGGGUCAAGUCCAUCCAGAGUUGCCUCCAAGAAAGGCCUGGUGAUCUUCUUCCAAACAAUCAGCUAUUGAAAAACCCUAUGGAGCACAGUUCUACUCCGACACACAUGGGGUCACCAUGAGUCCAGGGUCUACUCAACAGCAACUCUGUGUGUAUGUGUGUGUGUCUAUGUGUUAUAACACCUUCUCCCAUUCUUUUACACACAUAAUCCAAACAACACUACUGCUUUAGUAUCCCACAAAUGUCACGAUACUUGUUCCUUAAACAAACAAUCAAAUAAUACCCUCCAAGGUCCUUUGAUGAAAGCUGAAGCUAAUGGUUGAAGGGAUGCUAGAUAUGAAGAGACGGGGAAUCCGAAGGAUGCCAAAAAGUUCUCUCCUUCCAAUUACAAAGAGCCUCUUCCCCAUAAUCUCAAUACUCUACAGGAGACGUAAGCACCAUUACUAGAGCACAUAAAAUACUGUAUUAUAGUACUCUGCUGGCAUGCGAGACUGUGUACAAUUCAAGGGCUGUAAUGCUACGUUAUUACUCUUUGGAUUCUCCUUCUGCCUAGCUAAUACCCUAAUGGCAGCUGAUUAUGCCACACACUUAGCAAGGCCUUCCUGGGUCACAGCCCUACUGCCCUAUCCCAUACCCCUGGUUGAAAAUAAUGACUUCUCCCACUGUUUGGGUACCUGUAGAGCCCUCACUGCAUUUCCCUUUACUGGUCAGCUGUUUUCUUGACUGCAACCCCGAAAGAGAGUUAGGUUUCCUGAAGACAGACAAUAUGGCAUGUUUACUUGGUAUCUCCCACAAUACUCCUCACAAACCAUGGACUCCAAGGGUUUCGAAUAGAAUGUGUCAUUGUUCUCCCAAUCUGAGUGCAUAGAGACAUGGAACUGCUGACCCAGAAUCAUUCAUUUUGGCAGACUUUUCAUAAGAUGGUGACCUAUUUGUACUUAUCUCUACUGUUUUUCCUGGAUCCCUUUGUGGCUCAAAAAUGUAACUAAUAGUAUGACCCCCAGGCACCCUUUUAGCUCAUAAUGAAGUCACUCCAGAGGUUCACCUUUUAGCCAAAGAUCAGACAGGCCCACAGGACAAAAUGAGACUAAAGGGGUAUACCGGCCCA